Messenger RNA from Parastagonospora nodorum SN15, 369 nucleotides. RefSeq lists its product as hypothetical. Lineage: Eukaryota; Fungi; Ascomycota; Dothideomycetes; Pleosporales; Phaeosphaeriaceae. The transcript is spliced from 3 exons. Bases 7 to 264 code for a protein of 85 amino acids. The record is from RefSeq and is a predicted model, not a curated record.
GCCAGUAUGACUAAAGGCUCAUCUUCCGCAGGCACGGGCUCCAGCUCCGGCUCCAGCUCCGGUGCCUCUGGCUAUACCACCACCGGCUCCGGCACAAACAGCCAGGGCAACCACUACUGCUCCCGCGACUACGGCUCCGGUGCAUCAAACUCAAACUCGUACCACUACUCCAACACUAACGGCUCCUACUACUACUCCAACCCUAACGGCUCAACUUACUAUAAUGACGGCAAUGGUGGCGCCAGGUACAAUUCCGGAAAUUAGAGGCCAAGCGUACCUGCACUGCUUGGGGACGACCUUUGCGUAGGAUGUAUCGCAUCUUUUUUGAUGGUAUUACCAUAUAGAAAGAUACAAUCGAGACUUCAUCGU